Messenger RNA from Dicentrarchus labrax (European seabass), 6483 nucleotides. RefSeq names its product probable G-protein coupled receptor 21. Lineage: Eukaryota; Metazoa; Chordata; Actinopteri; Moronidae. Gene Ontology annotation, cellular component: membrane. Gene Ontology annotation, biological process: G protein-coupled receptor signaling pathway. Gene Ontology annotation, molecular function: G protein-coupled receptor activity. The transcript is spliced from 2 exons. Bases 1008 to 2240 code for a protein of 410 amino acids. The record is from RefSeq and is a predicted model, not a curated record.
GCAGCCUUGUGCCCUUGCAGUUGAUCAUUGGUUGGAGCUGCAGGGAAGGGGAGGGGCCUCAGUGCCACUGUUUCUGUAGAGAGAGAGAGAAGCAGAGGGAACAAGAAAGAGUGUGAGAGAGAGAGAGAGAGAGAGAGAGACAGCAAAGGAGGAUAAAUGAACACGGGGGGUUCUCCCACCAUCGUCACCCCGUGUACUGCCUUCAUCCUCUCAGCUCACGGCUGUCUGCUGUGAUCUCACUGCGAAGGACCAGACAGAAACUGAGACAAGAGCAAGCGGACAUGGGUGAGUGAUGAAAAGCGGGUGAAGGAGAAGGAAGAAAAAAGAGGAAAAAGAAGAAGAAACAGGAAAGAGAACCGGGAGGACAGAACAAAAAGGAGAAAUUAUGUGUAAUGUCUCCUUCCCUCAAUUUAUGUACGCAGCACAUUAUACAAUAAUGUCUUCUCACUGGAAGCUGUGUCUGUGACUCUGUGGACAAGAGACAGAUAAGAGAGAGGGCUUCAGUCUGUGCUCCCUUCAGCUGCAGCAGAUGUUGAAGACAUCUCUGACUUUAUAGGGAGCGGGAGGCAUUUCAAGCAAAGAUUGGACUGGAAUUCCUUUAAACAAAGUCACAUUUUUGUCUGUUUUUUUUUCUCCUUCUUGUGCCUUCAGCUGGGAAGUUUGCUUUGCUGGAAAAAAAAUAAGAAGAAAAGGAAUACACGCAUUUCUUUUUUCAUGUGUUAAUCUGUUUUUACCCUGGUGGUUUUAUAUCUUUGUGUAAAACCACAACUCCUUGCACUGAGGACAAACCAAAGGGGGCUUCCUCACCGCUCUCUGUCCUUUCCAUCCCUCCUGCAUUUGAAAUGGCAGAUGGCGUCAGUCUCAUCAUGGAACCGCAGUUUGGAGCUUUUUGUUUGAACUGAAACCAUCCAGUGACUUUCAGAACGAGCCAGCUACCUGUCAAAAUAGUGGGUUCUUUGGUUCAUCGUACCCUUGAAGGGCACCUCAGACACGUCUUUCUGCCCAAGAUGAUGAAUUCCUCCCUGGAUCCACUGAACCAGAGCUCUGCUGACCUGUCAAACUUAUCUGCUCCUUUCUGCCUGCUUGAGAUAGGCUAUUCCCAAAUUUUCACCACCUGCCUCCUCGAAGUCUCUAUCAUACUGCUCCUCACUGUUCUCAUUAUUUCCGGUAACCUGGUUGUGAUUUUUGUGUUUCACUGUGCCCCCUUACUUAGCCAGCACACCACCAGUGCUUUCAUCCAGACUAUGGCAUAUGCUGAUCUGCUGGUGGGUGUCAGCUGCCUCUUCCCCUCCCUGUCCCUCCUUCAUCACCUCCAGGGCCUCGACCCCAAACUCACCUGCCAGGUGUUCGGGUACAUGGUGUCUGUUUUGAAAUCAGUUUCAAUGGUGUCGUUGGCGUGUGUGAGUGUAGAUCGCUACAUUGCCAUCACACGACCUCUGACUUACGCAUCCCUUGUAACACCUUGCCGAGUGCGCUGCUGCAUUGUUCUAAUAUGGUUGUACUCUGCACUGGUGUUUCUCCCAUCUUUUCUCGGGUGGGGGAAACCGGGUUACCACGGCGAUGUGGUGGAGUGGUGCGCAGUUGAGUGGCGGACUCGUCCGGCUUUCACAACCUUUAUUGUCGCGCUCCUCUACGCCCCAGCUGCUCUCACUGUGUGCUUCACCUACGCCAACAUCUUCAAGAUCUGCCGACAGCACACCCGGGAGAUCAGCGAGCGCCAUGCGCGUUACCGACCCCAACAGCUGCAGGGCCCAGGAUCAACAUUGGGUUCUGUGGUCAAGGACAACGGUGUAGUAGAGCAAGGGCAGUUGCCACACUUGACCCAACCACAAAAAUCCCAACCACAGUAUCAGCAACCCACAUCAACAUACCCAGACAAGCGAUACGCUAUGGUACUGUUCCGAAUUACAAGCGUGUUUUAUAUCCUCUGGUUGCCCUACAUCCUCUACUUUCUGUUGGAGAGCGGAGGGAUCUACCACCAUCCCGCAGCCUCAUUCCUAACCACAUGGCUGGCCAUCAGCAACAGCUUCUGUAACUGUCUCAUCUACAGCCUCUCCAACUCUGCCUUCAGGAAGGGCCUCAAACGCCUCUGCUCCUUCUGUUUACAGCGCAGCGGCAGUGGCUUUGGGGUUAGGAACACCAAAAAGACUUUCGUUGGUUCUGUUGAAAAAGGAUGUGCAGGGUCAGGGUAUGGAUAUGGUCAUGGGGAAAUAGGAAUUGGCACAACAUGUCAUGUGUAGGGCACACAGAGGAAACCCUUGUGCCAAAUUGGCAUUUGAACUUUUUAAAAAGAUGCCUGAUGUGAUUGCUGUCAAAUGUCUCAUCCUUUUAAGCUCAAAUGUGCUGUAAAGAGAUGGAAGGAGGCGUUGAUCUGCCCCCUGCUGUUUCUGUCACAUUUGGAGUUUACACAGGCGUCCUCUGCGCACGCCACAGCUGGCAAAGACGGAUAAAGGGAGUCAAUAGCAAAGCACUGAAGGAGGAAAGGCCUAAAGAGCCCUGCAGGGUUUUUUGAAAAUGGUCAAGGAAACCAGGCAUACUGUACUGUAUGUGGACACGGGGUGAUAUAUGAAGGAGGGAGGAAAAAUCUGAAAAUCUCUGGAGAAAUUAAGAUUUUUAUCUGUUAUUAUCUGUUUUCUCUGGGAAGUGCAUGUGAAACAACAUGACCUAGGUUGGCAGACUAUCAGCACAGUGUGAGCUGAAUGCAAAAAAAGAAGAAAUGAAUGCAAACAGAACAAUAGUUGACCGCUGUGUUUUAGUAAUGUAGUGCUGAGGUGAACUGCCAAUAGCAAGCUCUUUAAAUAUCUUUUUAUGUGCUCUUACCCCCUCAGUAUUUAAAUACUAAAAGUGAUGCAACAGUGUGUUUGUGUAUUUGUUGUGUCUCUUGUUGUUGACUGAUUGAUUGAGUCAAAAAGAAAUGUAAAGAAAUUACGUAGGUCUAGACCAAGUACACAUUUUAAUAGUCUGUUUGCACUGACCAAACUGAUUAUGGUUUGUCAGCAUCAAGACGUCUAUUCAUAAACUUUUAGAUUGUAGAUUAUUUAUUGCUGUUGUUGUACAGGACAAAAACGUCUUUAAUUAAGUGGUGGGUUCAGACACUGAGCCUGAUGUUUGUGUCAUAUGAUAUGAGAUACUAACCAGCUUUGGUGUACGACUGUUAACCUGACAAAAAGCAAACGUAAUUUUCAGUGAAUUUCUCUUUUAUGAUUUUUUUUAAAUAUUUGUUUCAUUGCACCUUCUGUUGUUUCGAAUAUGUAACUAAACUUAUUUCAUAACUGUGUCCAUGGCAAAGCAAGACCAAGAAAGUAUGUAUAUUUUCACUUAUUGUACACAGAUUGUUGGUACAUCAUUGGGCUGAUUUUUCUUUUUGGUAGUUAGGUUAAGGAAGGUAAAAACUUUAAGCAUUUAGAUAAAUGACACUCAAUUGGCACAUAUUCUUGCAAAUACUUACCUUGUUACAAACCUUACAAACCUGUGUGCUGUAAGACUGCAUUUGGGGAGUAGUGCACGCGCACACACACACGAACGCAAGAGGAUCACAUGUAAACGGAACAGACAAAUAGCCCAUUCACUGAGUCUGCCAGCAGGCUAACCUCUGCAUGGCACCAUGAAGAGGGACUGACCCCUCCACUCCCUGGGAACUGUGUGUAUGCGUGUGCCUACGUGCAUGCACAUGUUGUAGUCUGUUUCGUACAUCUUGUCCCCAUGUGUAGUUUUGUGGGUUCUUUCACUCUUAACUUGAUUUUUAAUGCAAACUAAUCAAGACCAAUAAUAAGCCGAAAUGAAUCCAAGUGUACAUUCUGUGUCACAGACUCAAAAGGUUGUGAAAAAUGAUCUCUAUUUUUAACCAUGGAGGCUCAUGUCACAGUUUAUUUAGGUGCAGAUAAUCUAGCUUUAUGUACGUUAUCAAAUCUACCAAAGAAAGUUUAACAGAAAUUCUUAAUUAUAUUUUUUUCUAAAUAUCUAAUAUAUGAAGAUUUAGUCAGAUGCGAAUGGGUUCUACACAAAGCACUGUGUUGGCUCAGUGAUGCCUUACGUGCAUGAAUAUGACUGUUUCUCAGUAUAUAGUGAUAUCUUGUUGCCUUCAUAUACAAAUGAAAAUUUACUGUUGGGGAAGUAUUUUCCUUUUACAUUUAGGGAGGGCUCCAUUUAUAGACAUGCGACUGUUAGAGGGAACGGCACGGACUGGAAAUUAUAAGCAUGUGCAGUGAUGAAAAUGCACAUGAGCCAGCCUUGGUUCCACAUUCACUAUGGAAUAACCUGAACCCCAUUUGUUGUGUGAGGUUAUUUAUAAAUGCGACUCUUCAAAAAUUCAUAAAUUGCAAUCAUUGUUCCUCCGUUCUUUAAAAUUGAAAGUAGACAGGGGCAAACACACGACUCAAAAGUGUAGAUUUGUUUUGCAUGUAUUUGUUUGUGUGUGCACAGAGUGUGUAUGAGUGUGUGCACGGGUAUGUUAGGAUGGGACCAUUGGCUGAAUUGAACUGUUUACGGUGUUCUAGCAAGGGUGCUAACAGAGUUACCACCUUUCAUUGCUUUAUUAGCUGCACAUCACUUCCCUUGAGUAUACUGUAUUUUGUGAGUGUAUGAUGUACAAUGGUGGUAGAUAGAUUCACAUGUUGUCUUUAAAUAUUUUGGCUGUCACCUGUGAAGAAUUGCCAAAUAUUGUAAUCUUUCCUAUUUGUACCUUCUUUUAUUCAAAAAUGGCGUGUACAAAUGGCGUAUUGAAUGUCUGAUUGUCAAACUACAGAAAUUUAUUUUUGUAAAAUUACGUAGUUUCUGUCUGUUCUGUUGUGAAGUGAGAAAUGUUGCAGACUCUUAAAUAGAUUUAGUAGCAGCAUGCUAACUUAUUGAAGCGAUUGAGGCUGCGUCUUUAUGAUGAUGCAUUUUAUUUUACUUGGAUAGCUCACCAGUAAAAAUAUGUUAUUUCCCACAGCAGUUAAUGGUACAAUUUCCUCAGAAAUGUUUAAGAUUUAGGGCAAAGUGUCUUGGGAAAUUAUUAUGCCAAAACAUGCUCACUUUAGCAUUCUCACACACACACACACACACACAUUCACUUUUUCCUGUGGGAGAACAGUCGGCUCUCAUGUUCUCAAGGGAACGAUGCUCUGGUGGUGGCUGUGUGGAGGUACAGUGCCAUGUUGGAGGGUUAGACAGAACAAGAGGGAAUAUGGGCACCAGAGCUGGUUUAGGAAGCCGUAUGGAGGUUAAAUGCAGCCUUCUGCUAUAAGAGAAGAAAAUACUUGUUGAUGGCGUUCAAUAGUGAGUGAGUGUAUACUACAAACACAGUAAUAAUCAAUACAAAAUCUGGAUGGCCAUUUGCAGAUACUUUAAGUGAUUUUCAGGCAUGAAAAUACAAUAUGCAAUAGGUGCAAAGAAAGAAGAUUAAAAUGAUUCCUAGCUUCCAUAGCUGUUGGCUGUUAUUUCCAGAAUCCUCAUAUACUGUCAUUUUAUUAUAUUUUAAACCUUUACAAGUUAUCCAGAAACAUUAGAGGGUGGCUGCUGCUGCUUCUUCAUCAUCUUCUUCUUCUGGCAUCUUAGGAAACAGCUUUAGGAGCAUUGCCACUUUCUGGGCUGGGACUACAAGCAGAGUCCUUAUGUAGCUUAAGAAGUUGCAUUCUCUAUAUGUAGCACGAUGUAAAUAGAGUGUAGAAAUUGUAUCUAGAUUUCCAACGAAAAUAAACAAAUUAAAUUGAUAAUUGUAAUUGGGGCCUUAUUUAAAAUAACCAAUAAAAUAAUUUUUUUUAUCCUGAAUAUAUUGUUCUCUCACUUCAGAAAACAUGUUUUGUAAUGAACAACAGCAAAAAUAUUUUAAACAAACUGAAUGCUGGUUGGCUAUUGUAUCUUAGAGUAGAGAUUGUACAGUACCGUGAACAGGCUGUACAGCCUUAUAGUGCACUUUAACACACACACACACACACACACACACACACACACACACACACACACACACACACACACACACUAUGGUAUUUUCUUAUCUGUCUUUCAAUCUGUUUUGGAUUUUGUUCUUUUUGUUUUCAUAAGGUUCUAAAUAGGCCACACCAGACCCCCACUAAUGGUUGACUCAUGACCCAGCUGUUCUGAGCAACAGAUUAUUAUCACAUUAAGAACAAGACUGACCACUGUAACAAUUAAGCCUGGAAGCGUCCCAAAAGACACUCUGCAUGUGUUUUUGUCCACAACUAAUGCUGAAAAUUGCUCACAGUGAACAAUGGUGCAUUUGUCAAAUUCAUAUUUGAUAUGUCUAAGGUGGUGAAUUUAUGAUACGGUUUUUAAAGAUGUUCAGUGCUUUUCUAGAUGGAGAAUGUUGGGAUAAUACCAAUGGUCAAACAUGUUAAUUGUUGCUGUCAUAAAAGUGAGUCUCUGUGACAAAUAAGAUAUUUUUCAUUACAUGAUGCUUUGUAGGUGACAAACCUAUAUGGUAUUGUAAGAUGUACAUGUUGUGUAUCUGUACUGAGCAAAUAAAUGUAAUGUUAUCUCAAUGUA